Molecule: messenger RNA, 1204 nt
Organism: Cladocopium goreaui
Lineage: Eukaryota; Dinophyceae; Suessiales; Symbiodiniaceae
Source: the annotation of a GenBank genome assembly
UGGCUUCCUGUAGGUGUUCCGUUAAAUCCACGGCAGAAGUCAUGUCGCCAUGCGUCGCCACGCGCCGGGCCGUGUGCUCAGCCGAAAGUGGAGCAUCGACCGCAGCUACUCCCCGCAGUGCGGUCGACCCUUCAAAGAUGCAGGAAUUACGCAGUUCCUACAGGAAGAGCCACAGGGCUUCACGGCAGCCCUCAAGAGGUCCCUCUUCGACUUCCAGGUCCAUGAAAUCGAUCUGCAGGGAGAAGAGAUUCAUCUUGGAGCCAUGGGACCACCUCCGACGUCCCCGGACGUUUGCGACAAAUGGUACUUGCACUUCCGGCUCUACAAAGAAGGCAUGGACACCCUGGAAGCCACGUCACGGCUGUGUCGCUUCCUUGGGCGGCCCCCCCAAAACUUCCGCUUCGCAGGGCACAAGGAUCGCUGUGCGGUGACGGUGCAGCAGUUGAGCUGCACCAGCCUAGAGCCCGCGAAAUUGCUUGGGGUGUUGGAACAUCAGGAUUGGGAUCAUCGCCUUGCUUUCUCCCAUUUGGAGAUCAAACAAAACUAUUUGAACUUGGGCGAUUUGUCGGGCAAUCGCUUCAAUGUAGUGAUGAGACAGGUUCCAAUGAAGGAACCCGGUGCUGGUGGAACAACGGCCUCCGACCUGGUGGAGCGCCGCUGCGAGUCGCUGAAAGCUCGAGGCUUCCUGAACUAUUUCGGCCCUCAAAGGUUCGGAUCGCAGUUGAUUCGAUCGGACCAGAUUGGUGCCGCCCUCUUAGAGCACGACUUUUCGCGGGCACUCCGCCUCAUCCUGGGCGAUGUGCAGAUCAUGGCGCCGGCUCCAGCGCCUCUGGGCGAACUGCUGUGGGAUCAGGCCGCCAAGGAGGCGCAGGAUCAAGUCCUGACCCACUGGAGAAGCGGUUCCGUUGCGGAGGCCGCCGAGAAAGCCCUGCCGCUGAUGCCGAAGCGAUACAACCUGGAACGAGGCGUUCUAAAGAGCUUGGCCCAGGGCUUGAACGCCGAAGAAACGUUGCAGAAGCUGCCGCGGCACCUGCUGAUGCUUUACGUGAAGGCGGCACAAAGUCGCAUCUUCAACGAGGUGCUUUCCCGGCGCGUGGCGCGCCAUGGAGUUACACCGCAGCUGGGUGAUAUGGCCAAAGCGCGAAGUGGCAAGCUGGUCCAUUUGGACGAAGAGACGCUUCCAAUGGCCAUGGAUGGUAAACUG